ACACAGCCUGUCACUCCCUCCCUCAGUUUCUUGGGAGGUGAGGAGAGAGAGACAAAGAAAGCCCUCUUGUCCUCUUUCUUCCUAUAGGCCGGAUGGGAUUGGGAGGAUGAGAAGGCGGUCCUCUGAUUAAACUGGCCUGCGCCUGCGCAGAACUGCCCUCCUCCAUUCAGCUCUGCGUUUUUGCUGCCGCCGCGGUCAGACCGAGAAGUUUUCCUCACCUCGGCGCCGCCUGACAGACUGAGCGAGAGCUUGCCAGUGAAACCCGCCCAGCUCUUGGAGGCGGAGAAGAGCAGGAUGCCACGGCUGCCCGGAGCCUCCUUGAGGCGGCGUAGGGAGCUGCUCUGGCUGACUGACUGAUAUCUCGCCCUCUUGUCUGUUUUUUCCCCUGCCCGGGGACCGCCAGGAGGAGGAGGAGGAGGAGGAGGAGGAGUAGAAGGGAGCGGCCGGCCGCCGAGGCAAGGCGAGGCUUGAGAGCGUGAGGGGAAGGCCGGGGAGGGACUCCAUGAGCAGCGCCUUCCUCUCCUCAGGGCAGCACCGCCCUUCGCCUCCCCAGCCCCGGUAGCGCGGGACGGUGUCGCCGGGCCCGGCUCUCAGGCGGUCGGCAUGUCGUCGCCGUCGACGUGGCUGAGCUGCCGCUUGGCGCUGCGCUUCGGCUCGGGCUGGCCGGGGGGCUCCUGCACCUCGCUGGCUUCCCGCCUCAGCCUCCAGCCGCCGCAACACCCGCGGUGGCCUCUCAGUAGUUGCUGCUGCUGCUGCCGCCUCCUGCGGAGCCGCCGCUGUCUGAGCACCUUCCGACGCGGCACCAGCCCCGAAGAAGGACUGUGGCUGCCGCUUUCCUCCGUGCCGACCUCCUCGGGCUUCGUCAGGUCGCUGGGCACCCACCCGAAGAAAGAGCCCAUGGAGGCGCUCAACACGGCGCAAGGAGCCCGAGACUUCAUCUACAGCCUUCACUCCACCGAGCGGAGCUGCCUGCUGAGGGAGCUCCACCGCUUCGAGUCCAUCGCCAUCGCCCAAGCUUCCAGAUUUCCUAAGCCACUGGUACCGUUUGAAAUGCCAAUGAAGCAAGUAGUACGACCAGAGCCAACUAGUACUUGGGAGAAGUUGGAGGUUGAGCCACCAUCCACUGCACAGCUGAAACACGUGUUCUUCCACAAUGCACUACCUUUUGUAGGCUUUGGAUUUUUUGAUAAUGCAAUUAUGAUUGCUGCGGGCACACAGAUAGAACUGUCAAUAGGAAUUGUACUUGGAAUUUCUACCAUGGCGGCUGCUGCCUUGGGAAAUCUUGUCUCGGAUUUAGCUGGAUUGGGACUUGCAGGUUAUGUUGAAGCUAUGGCCUCCAGGUUGGGCCUCUCCAUUCCCGAUCUAACACCCAAACAAGCUGACAUGUGGCAAACACGUGUCAGUGCACACUUGGGUAAGGCUAUUGGAGUGACCAUUGGCUGCCUUUUAGGAAUGUUUCCAUUGUUCUUCUUGGGAGAUGAAGAAGAAAAAAAACUGGAAGGAAAAAAAUAACCUUUUUACAAUGUUUACAUAUAAACUAAUGUACCUCAGUUAUACAACUAUGCUGUCAAAAUACUUAGCAUUAUGCAGACAGUAACAAUGUAUAGAGUGGGGAACAAAACAGCAUGCCGUUUUAUGGAAACGCUAACUUAUUGUGGCUUUGUCCUAGUACAUCUUUUAUAAGGGUUUUUCCUUUUUAAAAUUAAAUUGUUGAUGUGUGUGUUUCACUUACACUGGCAGUUGAUGUUUACCAUUCUUCCCGCCCGCCCGUCUCUCCUCCUUUUGCCUCUAUCUUUUACAAGGAUUAUUUCUUUAACUGCUUGCCAUCAAUGUACUGUAUGGAUUUUGGGUUUGCAUAUUUACUUAGCGUUUGUAAAUGCAUGGCACAAGUUGCCCUUGCUGCUCAUCAGACCCUCCAUUCUGGACAUUCAGUGAAGCUGGGUGACAGGUGGCUUUAGGAGAUAUAAUGUCUUGGCUCUCUUGCUGCUUUUAUUUAUCAUUUACACUAACUAUACAAUCGAAUAACAAGACCUGUUUGAACAAAGCAUCAUUUGAACUAGGAUUUGGAUAUCUGCUGAAAUAUGAGGCAAUUACAUUGACAGUGAAAUCAGUUAAAGGAAGAUCAGUUUCAAGUUCUGCCUAUAUCUCAAAUCUCCAUAGAUGUUGCUUGGAAUACAUCCCUCAUCAAAUUGGCAGCUGAGAUCAGGGGAGGCCUAAAAGUUGGAAUCUUACGUAUGUGCAACACAGGCUACAAUUAGGAAAUGAGGGUUUGCCCAGUGGUUGGUUUUAGGAAGCUGUGCAAAACAUCUUGCCUCUAUGAUAGUUAACGGUAGUCUCUUUACUUGGCUUUCUAGUGUUGAUGAGCACUAUCACCCAGUUUGCAACAGUGCUGAAACAGUAUUUUUGAAAAUCGGGCUUCAGUUGGUGUGCAUGUGUUGCCGUCCUUCCAUGCCUCUUCAAAAAAGAAAUAAAUAUAACUUCCAUCUAUUGAAUUUCAUUCCUAAAUUCUAGGCAUCUGGGAAAACCACAACAGGAUAGAGGUUCUAUUGUUUGCAGAAGAGAGUGUAUUUGUACAUUUUAUGCACUUGUUGAGAUGGACGGAGAAAAAGCAGCGUAUGGUGCACUGUGAGAGGGAGGGAGUGGGGUUUAGGUGGGAAUUUAGAAUUAGUGUAAAGGUAAGAUUAAGCCUUGAAAAGAUGUAGCUCUUCAAAAGUGUGUUGCCUUCAGUGAGAAACAGCCUUAACUGUGCCACUUCUGGAUGUCUCCUGAAUUAGAAAGCAAUUUUAGUGUCCUUGUCUCUUUGAAUACUAACUGGGGCAAAAUGUUAGACUGGAUGUGUCUUGGAAUGCCUUUUGAAUGUCUAGACUUGGGCUAGAUGAGUGGAUCUUAUGUGCAAAAUGUAACUUAAAAUAAAUAAACUUGAUUACUUUUCAUUUAUUAGGA
Messenger RNA from Rhineura floridana, 2943 nucleotides. RefSeq names its product transmembrane protein 65 (gene TMEM65). Bases 604 to 1512 code for a protein of 302 amino acids. The transcript is spliced from 8 exons. The record is from RefSeq and is a predicted model, not a curated record. Gene Ontology annotation, cellular component: mitochondrion. Lineage: Eukaryota; Metazoa; Chordata; Lepidosauria; Squamata; Rhineuridae. Gene Ontology annotation, biological process: regulation of cardiac conduction; cardiac ventricle development.